This is a messenger RNA of Glossina fuscipes, 2281 nucleotides long. RefSeq lists its product as uncharacterized. NCBI's taxonomy places the organism in Eukaryota, Metazoa, Arthropoda, Insecta, Diptera, Glossinidae. The transcript has 10 exons. The record is from RefSeq and is a predicted model, not a curated record. Bases 1 to 2280 code for a protein of 759 amino acids.
AUGAGUACGACGCCGAAAUGGUAUUGUCGUAAUAAAUCUCAACCUAUGCACAUGUUUGCGGAACUUACAAAACUGGGUCAAGAUUUAAGGCGUAUUACGAAACGCUUAGUUAUCGACGUUAAAGUGGAUAUAUUCAGUGAACACGACACUUUACUAGACGAAUGUGAACAGAUUAUUGAUCAAUAUUGGAGUUUAAAAGAUAAUACCAUGAAUAAAGAUUUUCAAUCAUUAUCGAAGAAAAUCAAACGUAGCCCUUAUAAUACUUUGCUAAUGCAUAAAUUUCAUGUCAUUACGGAAUUAAAUGAUAGACGGUUUUGUCAACUGACUUUUGUUCUCAAAAAAACCUUAAGUUUUCUUUUACGUAAAUCUUUACAAUCUGAGGUGUGGAUGAAUUGGGCUUUGCAGAUAACAGAGCUCUAUAAUAAAUGCCGUAAGCCUUUAGUAGACUCUACAGCAAAUGGAUCGCCAAAAUCGCCGGAUGAACAAAUGAAUGCGAAUAUCUGCAGUAAUAUGUAUCCGGCUUUAUUGUUACCUUAUAAACGCGUAGACUUUGCCUCUGUCUUACAGUUAGUUUCACAGCAACGCAUCGAACAGAAUUCUUUGGAUCUAAUGUUCGGCCUAUUUAAUAUGAACGAUCAGGAGGCUUGGCGCGACACCAACGAAUCGAAUUGCUCUAGUUUGGAAAUAUUACGCAUAUUAACUUUAAAUCUUACUAGCGAUGGCGAUUUCCAACAAUUUUAUACAGAGCAAACGAAUAGAGAUUACACCGCUUUAACAUUAACACCUGAGCCAGGGUCUAGUUCAACAAAAGGAAGUUCGGCAGUUCAUAUGCGUAGUAAACAUAUUGAAUAUUUUUUGCAAAAUGAGCGUUCCUUUGUAAAACAAUUCAUUGAAAAAGCUUAUGAUAUAUCUCCGACUAUAUUUGGUCAAGCGUCGAAUGAAAAUUUGCAUGAGUUCAUUUUGCAAGGUAUGCGCCUAAUGUGGUCUUAUGUUGGUAUUAUUUUAGAUCAUAUUAUCCUAUGGUGGAUAGACACGCCUAUAUCGUGUUAUUCUCUAGCGCAUGUCAACUCUAUACGUAAAUGGUUGUUUAUGCAAAACGUUAAUGAUGUCCCUGAACCCAUUUAUUCCACUUUGCAAGGUGUAGCGGAGAUUUUAACAAAUUUUGUAAGCAAUAAUUUAUGGGAUCGUUUAUUCCGUUUAACUUUAAUGACAGCGUCAGCGAACGAGCGCAAUGUAGAUCAAUUUCUCGAUAGUCAUAACACUUCGCCAGCGAAUAAUUUUGGUACCAAUACCGGUACAGUAUGGAUAGCGAUAUUUAGUAAUUUAAUCGACUUGAGUAAUAAUUAUUUUCAUAGUGACGAUGUGAGCAAUUCUAGUCUCUUGCCGGUGGCCGAACAAAUACCGAUUUUACAUAGGAUCGAUCACACAGUUCAUUGUCUACGUAUAUGGGUUAAAGAGGAAUCGAAAAAGUUAUGUGGUAAAUGGAAAAUGCACCGUUACUUCCAGAUACACGAGCAUGAUGUUCGCUUAUGUUUGAAAUUAUUUGAAAAGUUUAAACUGCCUAAACUUACUGCCGAUCUUAGUGAUAUAUUGAUGCUGGUCUGUGUGGCUUUGAGGACCAAAUUAAUUUGCGAAGUUAAUGUUAAUUUAGAUAAAUUAAAGAAAACCACCGAGGAGUGUGUUCAAAUACUUUCCGAUAUCUGUCGUCUGUUAAGCUUAGCUAAUUUUACUCUAUGUUUUCCACCUACCGAAUACUGGCAAAAAGCUUCUUUCGAUGACGACAAAAAAAAAAAUGAUUACGUUGGCUAUGUUUUGGAUCAGAUUUACUUACCAUGCAUUAAGGCGACAAAGGAUAUUUCAAUAUUGAAAUUAAUAUUGAAAUUAAUCUGUGAAGCUUGGCUAGAUUUUAUUUAUCAACGACAAAUACGUUUUAGUGUUAACGGUGCCGUACGUUUGCUUAAUGAUUUCGAUGAGGUACGCGAAUGGUUAUUAAGUUGCCCUCUCCUUGAUGCUGAGCAUUUAGAAAAGUUAAGCCAUCACGAGGUAUUACGCAUGUGCAAAGGUGUAGGUAAAAUUUUAUUACGCAAACCGGAAGAUAUUAUAUCCAUAGCUCAGACACCGAAAUUUGAAAAACGAUUAGGUGACUCGGCCGCUAAUGCUCAGGACACGCAACUGCCAUCGGAAAUGUUUGUUUCCAAUCAAAAGCAUUGGUUGCAAUUAAGAGCAUCUAAGUCUUCGAUAACAUUUUUGCCAUUUUGUUGCAAGGAUUCAAGUAUUUAAA